AUGAGCGAGCCCCGCAAAGAGCGCAGACGCACCUGGAUGGGUCGCUACUCCGUGUCCUCCAGGGACGGCGUCCUCCCGAGCCCCAUAGAGGGCAAGGAGCAGAACUACGACCGCACCCCGAGCUCGCCCAACCCGAGCGGCUCUGGGGGCGGCAGCGGCAGCAGCAGCGGCGGUGUGGGUGGGAUCCUGCCGUUCAAGAGGUCGAAUUCGGGCCAGUCCCUCGCCUCGCUCGUGUCCCCACGGCCCUCCACGCCGCUCACAGCCAAGAAGCGCUCUGGCUCGUCGACGUCGCUGUCCCAGGACGGUCACAACGGCGACCCAAAUCAGCAGUAUGCCGCAAACCCGCUCGAGCGCACCUUCUCAUCCGUUUCCACACAGUCCGCCUCCACCAUGGCCUACCACCCCGCGCCCUCGCUCAAGGCCCCCGACGCGCGCGGCUCCGGCUCCGGCUCCGGCUCCUUCUUGGGCACCAUGCUCUCCUCGCUUUCGCUCACGAGGAGCAACCAGGGAACGACCGAGGAGGAGCGCGGGCGGUCCACGAGGAAGGACAAGGACAAGGACAAGGACAAGUCCCGUGCGUCCUCCUACUCUGGGCAGCAGGUAGACCGCGACAGCUCCGGCUCGCGUGCGCGCAGCCAGUCCCCCUUCCGCCUCCGCCGCCUCCGGCGCGACCCCUCCCCCGCCGUCGAGGCCCUCACCCAGUCCGACGCCGAGUCCGACGCGGAGACGGCGCGCAUCCGGCCGCGCAACGCGUUCUCGUUCUCGUCCGUGUCCGACGACGAGUCGGGCGACGAGACGGAGGACGACAACUCGUCGGACGAGUCGUGGGACGAGGACGAGGCCGGCUUCGACGACAUCACCGAGCAGAACACCGAGGCGAACGCGCUCGUGCCUCCGACGAACGCCGUCGACCAGGACAUCCCAGACUACCUUGGCGAGGGCGUGAACGUGAUCAUGCCCCCAGAGCCAUACUUCCCGUCGACCCUGAAUGGGGCUCAAGGACGGAAUCCGCGGCGACGGAAGUCGAUGAAGCCGCAAGACACGCUCCCGUUGAACACGUCCCGUCCCCAGUUCCAGAGAGACCGCUGCAUCAUCUCCGUGACGCACGGCAGCCCGGAGGCCGUGCACAAGGAGACGGGCAAGCCAGGCAAGCGGUACGUCCUCGCGAGCGAUCUGAGUGAGGAGUCGCGGUAUGCGUUGGAGUGGGGGAUUGGCACGGUGUUGCGGGAUGGCGACGAGCUGGACUCACAGAUCCCUCCUAGCAUCAUUGUGACUGUGGUGGAGAACGAGAGCAAAGUCGACCCCGCGAUCCCCAAUCCUGCAGACCGUGCGACAAAGCUUCGUGCCCAACAGGAGCGUCAAGCUCUGGCGUACAUCCUCGUCCGCCAGGCGACGAGUCUCCUGCAGCGCACGCGGCUGAACGUCACCAUCCACUGUCAAGCGUGGCACGCGAAGAACUCGCGACAUAUGCUGCUCGACAUUGUGGACCACUAUGAGCCAGUCAUGCUCAUCGUCGGCUCGCGCGGUCUGGGCAACCUCAAAGGCAUCCUCCUCGGCUCCACCUCGCACUACCUCAUCCAGAAGUGCUCCGUGCCCGUGAUGGUCGCGCGCCGGCGGCUCAAGCGCCCCCCGCGGCGCGCCGCGCACCUCAAGGCGCACCGCGCGCGCGUCUCGCUCGCGCAGGCCGCCGUCGACCGCGUCGCGUCCAAGGUCGACCAGGACGUGGCGAAGAUGCGGAGCGAGAUCGCGCGCGACGACGAGCGCCGGAGCGACCGCGACACCGGAGGCCACACGGACGUCGAGGACGACGUCGACACCGAGGUCGAGGGCGACGGGCCGACCGAGGUCGAGGGCGAUGGGCCGCCCGCGGUCGAGGGUGAGAACUCACUCGGAGAGAAGAUUGGCCCUGCUUGA
Dichomitus squalens LYAD-421 SS1 is the source of this 1914-nucleotide messenger RNA. RefSeq lists its product as uncharacterized. The coding region runs from base 1 to 1914 and encodes 637 amino acids. The record is from RefSeq and is a predicted model, not a curated record. NCBI's taxonomy places the organism in Eukaryota, Fungi, Basidiomycota, Agaricomycetes, Polyporales, Polyporaceae. The transcript has 6 exons.